Syzygium oleosum is the source of this 1715-nucleotide messenger RNA. Its product is annotated as ACT domain-containing protein ACR10-like. Lineage: Eukaryota; Viridiplantae; Streptophyta; Magnoliopsida; Myrtales; Myrtaceae. Bases 258 to 1505 code for a protein of 415 amino acids. The record is from RefSeq and is a predicted model, not a curated record. The transcript has 6 exons.
AAAGCGAGGGAAACGCCGGGAAAAAGGAAGAGAGAGAAAAAGCAGGGGGUCGAGCUCGAUCCAUGUCCGCUUCCCUCUGGCGGAAUCUCCCAGUCUUUCGGCCGUGAUUCGGAGCAGUGAGAAAGCCAGCUUUUUGGGCGGCAAGAAAGAGGGGAGGAAAGGAAAGGAAGAGAAGGGUCGCAGCAGGGGGAGAGCUGGGAAGUGAGGGAGGGAGCGUGGGAAGCGAAAGCGGCGGCGGCGGCGGCGGCGUCGGCGGCAUGGGGAUACUGCACGAGGACGCGGUGGUGAUUAGCCAGUCGGAGAACGGGAGCGGCUCGACCGUGAUCACCGUGAACUGCCCCGACAAGACCGGGCUGGGCUGCGAUCUGUGCCGGAUCAUAUUGCAGUUCGGUCUGAGCAUUUGCAGGGGAGAUUUGUACACCGACGGGAAAUGGUGUUAUGUACUGUUUUGGUUGGUGGGGAGGCCGGCGACCGGGUGGAAUUUGUUGAAGAAGAGGCUGCUGGAUGCGUGCCCUUCGUACUUCUCGACAUCGGAGAUCGAGUACUACAGGCCCGAGAACAAGCAAGCAAGGCCACCUGAUGUCUUCCUGUUAAAGUUCUGGUGUUCAUAUGAUCGCAAAGGCUUAUUACAUGAUGUGACAGAGGUUCUGUGCGAACUAGAACUGACGAUAAAGAGAGUAAAAGUAUCCACAACUCCAGAUGGGAGAGUGAUGGACCUCUUUUUUGUCACAGACUCCAGAGAGCUACUUCAUACAAAGAACAGACAGGAGGAGACGAUCAACCAUUUGAGAGAAGUACUAGGGGACACAAUGGUGAGUUGUGAGAUUGAACUGGCUGAACAAGAAGUCACUGCAUGCUCACAGGGUUCUCCAUUUCUUCCUUCUGCAAUUACUGAGGAAACUACCAGUUUAGAGAUGCUAGAUGGGAAUCGGAGCAGUUCUCAUUUCUCAAACCCUGUAUUUGUUUCAAUGGACAACUCUCUGAGUCCCUCACACACAAUCGUUCAGAUCGAAUGUCGGGACCACAAAGGCCUCAUUUAUGAUAUCAUGAGGACGUUGAAAGAUUUGAAUAUCCAGAUCUCUUAUGGACGGUUCUGGGCGAACUCUAGAGGGAACAGUGAGGUAGAGUUUUUCACGAUGCAUGCAGAUGGAAGCAAGAUUGUUGACCCCACCGAGCAGAACGACUUGAGCUCUUGUUUGAAAAGGGAGCUGCGGAGUCCCCUCAGAGUGGCUGUGGUUAGCCGAGGCCCAGAGACCGAGCUGCUAGUUGCAAACCCAGUUGAAUUGUCUGGAAGGGGUCGCCCUCUUGUGUUUUACGAUAUUACCUUUGCUCUGGAGAUUCUCACUACCCGAAUAUUUUCAGUGGAGAUAGGGCGACACAUGAUAUGCAACCGGGAGUGGGAGGUCUAUAGAAUCGUACUAGAUGAAAGGGACAGUUCGUGUGUGCCGAGAGAGAAGAUUGAAGAAGGCGUUCGAAAUCGACUGAUGGGUUGGGAUAGGGGGUAAAAGUUUGGUACCGGUCGAGUCUUCCAUCAUUGUACAGCUAUGUUUACUCCUUUGGCAUCUUCCUGGUCUAGGCUCUCCAACUGCAACGAGUGUAAAUAGAGUAAAGCAUAAUGUGAAAUGGUAAGCUGUCAAUUUACCCUUUCUAGCUUUUAUUGUUGGGCAAGAGAUUGCGUCGUCGGCCACAUCUCAGUCUCACUUAAUUUUUCUCCA